AAGUUGAGCUUCCGGUUUCCCAUGAUGACUCCAUCUCUUGGAAUGUCCGUUUAACAUAUACAUUGUGUAACAUUAUAUUUAUAAGAAGUGUGGAUUAGAGAAUUAUGAACUAUAUUAAAGGAUGGACGCUUCAACAAUGGGUCUGGGUCUUUUUGCUGUGCUUUGCAACAUUAAUCCAAAACUCUGACUGUAGGUCAAACUGCAGCACUCCUUUAAACAUCCGGGACAAGUGGUACUUCCGGGAUGAACCUGGCUCUGUGUUGAGGGUCCGGAAGAAAAGUCUGGUUUUCAAACAAGCCGGAAAGAAGACGAUACGCUAUAAAUGUCUAGAGGCUAAAGGCCAAACCUUCAUGCUUAGAACUCGAGUUAAUGAAGAAAACGCCCAGGGAAUAUUGUGUAUAGGAUUUGUUUCGGUUGAUGUACCCAAAGCUGAUUUUAGUGUAUGGAGACUGUCACAGGAAGCCGCAGGUCACCCUUUGAUGGCCCCUGUUUCGGUACCAGCUAUGGUGACUCCAAGUAUCAACAGUAUGUGCAAUGGGGUCCAGUCACAAAUACAGUACUAUGUACAUAGGGCAAAAAAGACGUGUCGGUUCCCGCCAACUCUCCGACUCAUGUGGCAGACGACAAUACAGGGAGCAUGGCGGCUAUCAUUUACAAAAUACGACAUGUACUUCAUCACAAUGAAUAGAACCACACUCCACUUCAGCUGCGACACAAGAGACAAAGACAACUUUAUUUUAAGGGCCACUAAUAUACAGAAAGGAAUAGACGGGGUUCUCUGUCUUCGUAUUCUUCCGCUGUCCGGGGAUCCUUACUACAGAUUCAAAAUUUCCAGAACGAAUUCUGGAAGGGAUGACUCAGUUUUUGACAUGAUUAAAAGGGUUCCGCAUGGUCAACGAUUUCGUCUGUACAAAGAUUGUAACUUGAUCGAGAGCCCUGCACGACCACAAUUCCUAUAUCCAUAAAUUGUUCAGAAGGACAAGAGCAAAAACGUUGACACAACUGGGUUUUUUUAGCCAACAAAAAUCUUAUGAUAGAAACUCGAAGAACUCAAGAAGGCAGAAAUGGUCCUUUUUAUUUCAGGGUAAAUUGUCGGACAAUGGAUAUUAAAUUAAUAUUGUAAUGCUACUAAUACAAGUAUACUUUGUAGGUAGAGGAAGAAACGGGAAUAUAUAUUUUUAGAAUAAAGACUUUCUCACAGUUCAAAA
This is a messenger RNA of Saccostrea cuccullata (small rock oyster), 1208 nucleotides long. RefSeq lists its product as uncharacterized. The transcript is spliced from 8 exons. The coding region runs from base 105 to 965 and encodes 286 amino acids. The record is from RefSeq and is a predicted model, not a curated record. Lineage: Eukaryota; Metazoa; Mollusca; Bivalvia; Ostreida; Ostreidae.